Molecule: messenger RNA, 3750 nt
Organism: Linum trigynum
Lineage: Eukaryota; Viridiplantae; Streptophyta; Magnoliopsida; Malpighiales; Linaceae
Source: the annotation of a GenBank genome assembly
CCUUUUCCCGUGAUAAGGGCUAAUGCCCCUGCCUCCGCCUAUGCCUGAAUUAGUGGAUUUGCAGCUCUAUGUGAUUUGGUGAGUCGGCCGAAUUUUAGGGUGCGCUAAGGUUGGGCUGAUGUGGAGGUGAGUAACAGAAUCAUAUUAGCUCCUUAGAGCAUCAACAUUGGUAUUGCAUUCUCAAUUGCAAAAUGAAAUAGCAUAAGUGUUUGCAAUUGUAAAAUCAAUUACAUUGAUGUGACUACAAUUGCAUAUUUGUAAGCUUGCAACAAAGGCAAUUCUAUAUGCAAGUAAAAAAAAGGCCUAAAAAUGGGAGAUUUUUUAUUUAUAUUAUUUUCUUUUCUUUUUUACUUAAUUUUCUAUAAUUUAAACAUAAUAUUUAAUUAUAUUUGCAAUUUCAAGUUAAUUGCAUUGAUGUAGGUGAAUGAAAUGAAUGUGAUGUGGAUUGCAAAAAUUUGAAUUGACAAUAAAAAACACAAAUGCAAUUUUUUUUGCAAUUGCAUUGAUAGAGAUGCUCUUAGCCGAAGGCCCAAACCCCACACCGAGGUCAGCAGCACUCAGCCACUCAGCAGCUUUCUAUUACGAGGUGAAAAGAAAAAAAAAGAAAAAAAACGUUCUAGAAGAAAGGAAAACUGAUUCGACAGGAAGAAAACGGUGGGAGCCGGCAGCGCGCGAGAGUGUGAGAGUGACUCCUUAAGACCUUAACCCAUAAGACACGACUACCUGCCAGUAGGGAUGGCAACAAAACCCGAACCCACGGGUACCCACCGGACCCAAUCCGGUCAACGCGGGUAAAAUCCAUGUUGACGAGUUUUGGGCCGGGUUUGGGUUUAAAUCCGUUCACUGUUCACCGGGUUGGGUUUGGGUUUAGGUAAAGCCGACCCAUGGGUACCCGCCCACACCCAUAUAAUUAAUUUUCUCGACAUUUUUAAUAUUCUAAACAACUACUCUUAUUUAUGUUUGUGAAGACAUGUCUAAUUUUUUCUUUCUAGUUAUGUAGAAUGAAGUUGAUGUUAUCGAGUGGAGAGUGAAAACUUAAUUGAAAGGAAGAAGCUUUCAAUUAAUCAUGUUAUUUAUGGAUAAUUUGUGAUUUGCUUCAAUUUUCUUGAGUUUUCUAGGUUGGUGUUGAACAAUUUGUAUAAUUAAUUUGUGAUUUACUUGAAUUUUUUAGGAUGUUGUUUUAUAUAUGGAUAAUUUGUAUUGAGAGAUUGAUAUUUGACUUUAAUUUUGAUAGGAAUUUGUUAUUGCGAAUUUUUUACGACAAAAACCCGUGGGUACCCAUGAACCCGUGGAUACCAAGCGGGUUGGGUUGGGUUUAAGUUUUUGAAACCUAGUGAGUUUUACCCCGGAUUUUUUCACGAAUAAACUCAUGGAUUUGGGUUUGGGUUUGGCAAAACCCGACCCAAUCCGACCCAUUGCCAUCCCUACCUGCCAGCGCCUGGAGAUUAGGGGUGUACAUGGGUCGGGUGGUCCAGGUUUAGGCAUUUUAAUCACCCGACCCAUGCACUACGGUUUGGAAAAUAUUAAACCCAAACCCACCCAAAAAAAUCUAAAUCCUACGGUUUGUUUCUAAUUGGGUUGGGUCGGGUUGACGAUAUUUUUAAGUAAAAACCCAACCCAACACAAAAUAUGUAAUUAUUCUACAUCAUAAAAUAUUUUAUAACAAAUUAAAAAUUCAAACGAAUAAACUGAGGUGAAAGGUAUCAAAAUUCACAAAUAUUGUUUGAAUUUUAAUAAAACUUGAUUUACUUCAACUUAUGUCUAGUUUUUUUCAAGACAUUUGUUGAAAUAGGUUAAAAAGGUUACAAAUGAACGCAUCCAUAAUAUAAUAUUCUUUUAAAAUUGUACACAAGAAAAAAAAAUUACGUGAAUUAUAGCUAUAUUAAAUAUAUGUCUAAACUUUAAGUCGAAGAAUGCAUUAGAUUAGUGAGACUUUAAGAGAAAAACAUGACGAAAUAUCUUAAUUUUCUUAUAAGUAUGACUAUAUACGACAUAAAUAUUUUUUUGGAUACGAACUCAUACCAAUAAUUGGAACACGGGUUGGGUCGGGUUCUACGGGUUGUGUAAUCCAAAAUCCAAACCCAACCCAAAAGAGGCGAGUUGUACAAAAGAAAACCCUCACCCAACCCAAAACCUUCGAUUUAGCGAUAAAUAAGGGUGGGUUGGGUCGGGUUGGACCGGUGGUUCGGUUUGCGGGUGUGUUUGUUCACCCCUACUGGAGAUGACCAUAAAGGCAUAAACAUUAGGGAUGGCAACAAAACCCGAACCCACGGGUACCCACCCGACCCAACCCGGUCAACGCGGGUAAAAUCCGUGUUGGCGGGUUUGGGUUUAAACCAGUUCACUAUUCACCGGGUUGGGUUGGGUUUGGGUUUAGGUAAUCCCGACCCAUAGGUACCCGCCCACACACAUAUAAUUAAUUUUCUUUGUAUAUUUAAUAUUCUAAACAACUAAUCUUAUGUAUGUUUGUGGAGACAUGUCUAAUUUUUUCUUUCUAAUUGUGUAUAAUGAAGUUGAUAUUAUCGAGUGGAGAGUGCGUUAACUUAAUUGAAAGGAAGAAGCUUUCUAUUAAUCAUGUAUUUAUGGAUAAUUUGUGAUUGACUUCAAUUUUCUUGAGUUUUCUAGAUUGGUGUUGAACAAUUUGUGUAGUUAAUUUGUGAUUUGCUUGAAUUUUCUAGAAUGGUGUUUUAUAUAUGGAUAAUUUUAUUGAGAGAUUGAUAUUUGACUUUAAUUUUGAUAGGAACUUGUUAUUGUAAAUUUUUUACGACAAAAACCCAUGGGUACCCAUGAACCCGCGGAUACCCAGCAGGUUGGGUUGGGUUUGAGUUUUUCAAACCCAGUGAAUUUUACCCCGGAUUUUUUCACGGAUAAACCCAUGGAUUUGGGUUUGACAAAACCCGACCCAUUGCCAUUCCUAAUAAACAUUUCCACAGUCGUGGAUCGCUUCCUUUUGCGCUCAACACGCUAAUCUUUCUCAAACCAAAAACAACUGGAAGCUCCAAUACUCAGAAUUCUCCGCAGAAAAUCUUGCCGAACGUAAAGAUGCAAGCUUGUCCACAGGUGAAGAACAUCCUUGUGUUGGAUUCUGAAGGCAAACGCGUUGCCGUGAAGUACUACUCCGAUGAGGAUUGGCCGACCAGUGGCGCGAAAGAAGCCUUCGAGAAGACGGUGUUCACCAAGACGCACAAAACGAAUGCUCGUACGGAAGCUGAAGUUACAAUGAUCGACAGCUACGUGAUCGUGUACAAGUUCGUAGAAGAUCUCCAUUUCUUCGUUACAGGAGGUGAAGAUCAGAAUGAGGUGAUCUUGGCCUCUGUUCUUCAGGGAUUCUUUGAUGCUGUCGGCAUUCUACUCAGAGGCAAUGUGGAGAAGAGCGAGGCGCUUGAGAAUCUGGAUCUCAUUCUUCUGUGCUUGGAUGAAACUAUCGAUGGCGGUGUCCCUCUCCAAACAGACGCAGCUGUUCUUGCUAACAAGGUAGCUAGUCAUAACAUAGAUUCUGGAGCUCCAUUGUCAGAGCAGACAUUGGCUCAAGCCCUGGUCACAGCUCGCGAACAUCUCACGAGAUCCCUUCUCAAAUGAUGAAUAUGCUCUACUUUGGACAAUACAUAGUUACUAUCUCCUUCCCGCUGUCGUCUUAUACAUAAUAUGUUAGAUUUAAACUUCGAUUUGUAAUCUGAAUACUCUGCUCCAACUCUCUGGUUAGCAGUAAGAUGAUCGAAUGAGCCACUGCGAAGUAGUAGUAUAUGCGAG